AUGACCUCGGCAGGUCAGACCAACCGCUUCGUUUGCUAUGUCUUGGUGGGCGACACCAACGGACACAUCGGUCUUGGCUCCAAGUGCGCCAAGGAGGUGGCCACGGCCAUCCGCGGCGGGAUCAUCGCUGCCAAGCUGAACCUCAUCCCGGUGAGGCGAGGCUUCUGGGGCAACCGAAUCGGCCUCCCACACACCGUGCCCAUGAAGGUCCAUGGCAAGUGCGGUUCGGUCCGCGCCCGCUUGAUCCCUGCCCCGCGCGGCUCGGGCAUCGUUGGCUCACCGGUCAUGAAGAAGAUGAUGGCAUUCGCGGGCAUCUCUGACUGCUUUACUUGCUCCUGUGGCCACACCAGGACCACGGCGAACUUCGCCAAGGCCACCUUCGAGGCUUUGAAGGCCACCUAUGGCUACCUGACACCUGACCUGUGGAAGCCCACGAACCAUACGAAGUCGCCCUUCCAGGUGGAAUCAAACACCGAAAACGGUCCGAAAACGGUCCGUCAUCGCAAGGCCUUUUUUCGUGAUGGGGCGCUGUGA
Durusdinium trenchii is the source of this 534-nucleotide messenger RNA. The record is from the annotation of a GenBank genome assembly. NCBI's taxonomy places the organism in Eukaryota, Dinophyceae, Suessiales, Symbiodiniaceae.